AUGGUCGAGCUCUGCUGCCAUGUCUCGCCUACUCUGGCGGACGCCAGCGCCGCCGCCGCCACCAAUGGCAUCACGACGCAGAGGGCGCGGCCUCUUUCUUUCUGCAGCGCAUGCUACUCUAAUCACAUAAUAGCGACAGCAACCUCCUCGAGCUUGCAACGCGUACGCAACCGCACCAACCUCGCCCCUUUGCUCCCCGCCCAUCCACCGCCGCCAUGGCGACGACACCUCCUCCCGACGCACCUUUACCGCCACCGCCGCGCGACCCGACAGAGUCAACCUAUUCCGCGAAAUGGUCGACGCGCGCUUCAAGCAAGUCGCGCCUUCGAAACAACCCUGGCGAAGCAUCGAAAGGAGAUGAACUCGUUUGGCAUCGCGAGCCCUGAGAACCUGAAAAAGGAGGAGCAAGCCUUUAUGCGGGAGCUCAAGACGGCCUUUGACAUGGCCGAGAACGGCCGCUUGGGCUCGCGCAUCUCCCUCUUCAACUCGCUCCGCCUCGCCUUCAUCCGCGGCGACCCCGUCACCGACGCCCAGCGCCAGCUCGCCGACCUGCGCUUCCCCUGGGAGUGGUUCCCCGCCACCCGCGCCCUCCAGCGGACGGUGCACGUGCACAUUGGCCCGACCAACUCGGGCAAGACGUACCACGCGCUCAAGGCGCUGGAGAACGCCGAGUCGGGCGUGUACUGCGGGCCCCUCCGCCUCCUCGCCCACGAGGUGUACACGCGGCUCAACGCCAAGGGCAAGCCGUGCGCCCUGGUCACGGGCGAGGAGCAGCGCUACCCAAAGGACACGGACAAGUACUACAUUAGCUGCACCGUCGAGAUGACGCCCACCAACCAGGUCAUGGACGUGGCCGUCAUCGACGAGAUCCAGAUGAUUGCCGACCCGGACCGCGGCUCCGCGUGGACCGCUGCGUUUUUGGGCGUCCAGGCCAAGGAGGUCCACCUCUGCGGCGAGGAGCGCACCGUCGACCUGAUCCAGUCGCUGUGCGCCAGCAUCGGCGACACCUGCAUCGGCGACUGCAUCGUCGCCUUCUCCCGACUGGCCAUCCACAGCCUCAAGGCCGGCAUCGAGCGCCGCACGGGCCGCCGCUGCGCCGUCAUCUACGGCAGCCUGCCGCCCGAGACGAGAGCCCAGCAGGCGGCCCUCUUCAACGACCCGGACAACGAGUACGAUUUCCUGGUCGCCAGCGACGCCAUCGGCAUGGGCCUGAACCUCGAGAUCAAGCGCGUCGUCUUCGAGUCCGUGACCAAGCACGACGGCUUCGACUGGCGCACCCUCACCAUUUCCGAGAUUCGUCAGAUUGGCGGGCGGGCGGGCCGCUACAAGACGGCGCGCCACGACCUGGUCGUGGACGACGGCACCGCCACAGAAACAGCGGAAGAGGAAAAAGUCGGCCGCCAUGAUCAUCCCGCCCAUGGCCUUUAUCGAGCGGUUCUCGACCUACUUUUCCCCGACACCCCGCUCUCCUUCAUCCUCAUGCGCAUGCGCGAGCUCGCCUCCGUCACGGACCGGUUCCAGCUCUGCAUCCGCGACGGCUUCCUCACCAUCGCCGACAGCAUCCAAGAGUUUCCCCUAUCCAUCUACGACCGCCUCGUGCUCAUGACGGCGCCCGUCUCCCUACGCACAGACGGCGGCCCGGAGAUCCUCCGCGCCAUUGCCCGGUGCAUCGCCGAGCGCGCGGGCGGCCACCUCCUCGCCAUCCAAGAGAUUCGCCUCGAGCUCCUCGAGGUCGACCUCGCCGCCCUGCCCUCGGCCCAAAAGACGGCCUACCUCCAGCAGCUCGAGGCCCUCCACCAGGCCGUGGUGCUCUACCUGUGGGUCUCGUACCGCUUCCCCGCAUCUUCACCUCCCAGCCCCUCGCGUUCCACGUCCGCGGCCUCGUCCAGGACAAGAUCAACGACGCGAUCGCAUGCAAAGGAUAUGCUCGGCGCCGAGGCUGCCGAGGCCGUUCAGAUCGAGGAAGGGCCUGGUCGUUGGGAGGAAGAGGGCCACGAGGAGCCCUUGGCGCAGACGCCCGAGGAGAUUUCGGACCUGGCCAAGGCGGAGAACGCUUCGGCGAAUGCGUAG
Parascedosporium putredinis is the source of this 2070-nucleotide messenger RNA. Lineage: Eukaryota; Fungi; Ascomycota; Sordariomycetes; Microascales; Microascaceae. The record is from the annotation of a GenBank genome assembly.